CACAGCCCGAAAUUUCACGCAUACUUUCCCACGGCCCAAUCGUACCCAGCAAUCGUAGCUGACAUGCUGAGCGACGCAAUAGCGUGCAUCGGAUUCACCUGGAUCGCGAGCCCCGCCUGCACCGAAUUAGAAGUGAUAAUGUUGGACUGGCUGGGGAAAAUGCUGGACCUGCCGAAGGAAUUUCUAGCCUGCAGCGGUGGGAAAGGUGGUGGUGUCAUACAGGUAAACAUUUUUAUUAACUUUCUGCGGAUUUUAUUAAUAAUUAGAGAGGAUCUCCGUUCGACAAUCAAUUACGUCAAGUGUUUAUUAAUAAUAAUUGUUAAUGGAGUCGGGUAAACGUCUUGAACGAUGUUCACCUGUUGCUCAUCUAU
Ceratina calcarata is the source of this 371-nucleotide messenger RNA. Its product is annotated as aromatic-L-amino-acid decarboxylase-like. Gene Ontology annotation, molecular function: pyridoxal phosphate binding; aromatic-L-amino-acid decarboxylase activity. Gene Ontology annotation, biological process: catecholamine metabolic process; carboxylic acid metabolic process; amino acid metabolic process. Lineage: Eukaryota; Metazoa; Arthropoda; Insecta; Hymenoptera; Apidae. The transcript has 2 exons. Gene Ontology annotation, cellular component: cytoplasm. Bases 64 to 336 code for a protein of 90 amino acids. The record is from RefSeq and is a predicted model, not a curated record.